Kwoniella shivajii is the source of this 2571-nucleotide messenger RNA. RefSeq lists its product as uncharacterized. Gene Ontology annotation, molecular function: histone deacetylase activity. Gene Ontology annotation, cellular component: nucleus. NCBI's taxonomy places the organism in Eukaryota, Fungi, Basidiomycota, Tremellomycetes, Tremellales, Cryptococcaceae. Bases 1 to 2571 code for a protein of 856 amino acids. The record is from RefSeq and is a predicted model, not a curated record. The transcript has 11 exons.
AUGACAGCUUCAACCACCUCGAGUACAAGUCCAUUGGGACUGUUCAUCCAGCCUGCAUGCUUACAGCACAAGUAUAUUCGACAUUCGAAUUCAUCACAUAUAUUCGAAAGACCAGAGAGACUUAGAGCUGUCUUGCUAGGAGUGGCAGCUGCUAUAGCUCGAUUAGAAGAAGGAGUACAAUCUAUACCAAAAGCAGAAUCAAGUUCAAAUGCAGACGACUUAUCAGGAUUGUUAUCCUCGCUUUCGAUCGAGUCUUCCAACCCCUCAUCGUCAUCUUCAAACCUUACUUCUCAUCUAAAUAUCGUUCCUCCACCUCCAACACCUUCGAUUCCAGGAUCUAUACUCCUUCAUCAUCCUGCAGUCCAAUUAGCACAUUCACCCGUACCAGAAUCCCCCUUUCCAUAUCUAGGUUCAGGAAAUACAAGUUCUGGAGGUACUUUCCCUUCCUCGUCUUAUCUUAAAGACCUGUUAAAAUGGGGCUCAGAAGCUGUUGAAAAGAUAAAAGAAACAGGAUGUGAAAUUCCUAAGGAUUUAGGAUUGAAUGCUGGUGAUUUAUAUCUUGGUCCGGGUAGUAUUAUAGCAAUUGAAGGAGCUAUACAAACGGUUUGUCAAGCUGUUGAUCAAGUCGUUUUGUCAAAAACAGCAUCUUUGACACCUUCACCCAAAGAAAGUGAUAUCAAAAAAGAGCCAUCAACUCCGCCAGUACAGGCAAAUACUCAGCGAUUCUUCGCAACUCCACCUCAAAUAUCUACUUCACAAUCUUGUGGUAAACCAUUCAGUAAAGCCUUUUGCGCAAUCAGACCUCCUGGUCAUCACUGCGGAGAAGAUCUGCCAUCAGGUUUCUGCUAUGUGAAUAAUGUAGUAAUCGGCGCAAUACACGCUUAUCUGCAACACGAUAUCGAUCGAGCUAUCAUCAUUGAUUUCGACCUUCAUCAUGGUAACGGAACUCAGGCAUUGGUGAUGUCUUUGAAUGCAGCUGCUCAUGCGGAAGAUCUUCAAGUGAAAGCUGGAAAGCCUCAGUUGAUGUUAGGGAAAGAUGGAAAGAAGAGAAGAGGCUGGAAGGGAUUCUAUGGUUCGGUUCAUGAUAUUUAUAGUUAUCCUUGCGAGGACGGUGAUGUCGAUUUGAUCAAAGACGCUUCGAUCAGUCUGGCUGCUCAUGGUCAAUACAUCGAGAACAUCCACCUUCAACCGUAUAAGGAUGAAGCAGAUUUCUAUGCUCGAAUAUACCCACUAUAUAUCGCUUUACUCAACAAAGCCAAGAUAUACAUGGAAGAAACUGCUGCCGAGCCAUCACGGACUAUGGUAUUCAUCAGUGCAGGAUUUGAUGCAUGUGAACAUGAACAUCAAGGAAUGCAAAGGCAUGAUCGACGAGUCCCUACAUCAUUCUAUUCUAGGUAUACGAAGGAUAUAGUAGCUUUUGCAGAUCAGUACACGGAACGAAAGGUCGUUUCUGUUCUUGAAGGUGGUUAUAGUGAUAGAGCUUUGACAAGUGCAGCAAUGGGUCAUAUAAUAGGUAUGACUGGAUCGUUACCGACAACAUGUGAUACUUGGUGGACAGAACAGGAAUUGGUCAAUAUCGAAAAAGCAACCAAGAAACGACGUAAUGGUAAACUUGCGCCAUUUCCUUCUGAAUUAUCCUCAUAUCCUCAUUUAGUGAGAACUCACACUUUACUUGGUCAUUUCGAAAAUACAGGUGCAAGUAACGGUAUAGGUAAUGGAUUAGAUUCAACGACUGUUUCAGUUCAAAAUACACCUCAACCAUCUGCCCGAAUGACAUUGAGAGAUCGUAGGAAGCCUGAGGAAAACUCAUCAUUACCUGGUAGUGCAGAUAUCACUCCACCCGUAAGAAGAACAAUCAAACGUGGUGGAGCAAACAACAUUUCUACUCCAACAAGAAUUGCCACAGUGAAAGAUACAACAACGCCGACUUCGACACAUGCGCAGGCUCAAUCACAAAAAUUGAAAGCGACUACACCAAAUGCGAAAAGUGCUAGAGGAUUUAGCGUUGAAGAUGUACCUUUACCAUUGUCAACGUCGAGAUCUGACAGUGCUUUGUUAAAGAAUACCAAUAGUGAUGUAAGUGUUGAAGAUACCUUGAAAGCUCUGCAGAAUGUGACUAUUUCGAACGAUACAAUCGUGUCGGAGGGAUCAAUGCCACAGGAUCAACAACAGCCCUUCCUACCAUCAUUAGACCCAAAUCAAGCGGGGCUGGUCCAGGCUCCAAUCGAUGAUGAACUCUCUUCAAAGGCUGUCGAAACGCUACCUCCUUCACUCCCGUCGCAACCAUCAAUACCGAAGAUCAUUCUCCGCAUACCUCGUCCGUCACCUGCUUUUUCAGCUGAAACACCUUCAGCUUUCGGUCAAGUCCAACUUCAAACUCAACCUCAAACUUCUCAAUCUAUAUAUUCAUCAUUACCUGAAAAGAAUCCCCAUCAAUUGGAAGAAGAAGGUAAAUCGGAUUACCGAGAGAAUUCAGUGACCAUCUCUGAAGGAAGUGGGGCAGGUACCGGGACAGGGACAGAUACGGAAUAUAAUACUGCUCCCAGUGGCGGAGAAAGCCCUUUACCGUGA